Ananas comosus (pineapple) is the source of this 2163-nucleotide messenger RNA. RefSeq names its product galactoside 2-alpha-L-fucosyltransferase-like. Gene Ontology annotation, cellular component: membrane; Golgi apparatus. The transcript has 2 exons. The record is from RefSeq and is a predicted model, not a curated record. Gene Ontology annotation, biological process: xyloglucan biosynthetic process; cell wall biogenesis. The coding region runs from base 228 to 1946 and encodes 572 amino acids. Lineage: Eukaryota; Viridiplantae; Streptophyta; Magnoliopsida; Poales; Bromeliaceae. Gene Ontology annotation, molecular function: galactoside 2-alpha-L-fucosyltransferase activity.
GUUUUUUUUUUUAAAAAAAAAUCAAAUAAAAAAAUUAUUAUCUCCGUUACUAAACCCUUCUCUCCGUUUCCACCUCCCUCGUCCUUGAACCCUCUCUCUCUCUCUCUCUCUCUCUCUCUGAGUCUCUUCCUUUUCCUCGCUUGCUUCAUCAAUGGCGAGAUCGGGGGUGGUGACGAGCUGAGACGAGGCGGGAUCGGGUCGGGUCCGCGCGGAGGGGGUGUGGGGCGAUGGACAUGAAGAGGUUCCGGAGGCCGCAGCAGCCGACGUUCCCGGUGCGGCGAGGCGAGCCAGCUCCCGGCGCGGCGAACGAGCGGAAGCUCGGCGCGGGGAUCCCGAGGCUAGGGUUGCUCCUCGUCGCUUGCUUGAUGCUUUUGCCCCUCCUCGUCGUCGUCGUCGUCUCCGGAGCGCGGCGGAGGACCUACCCGGAGCCGAUCAUUGGCUCGGGUGGAGCCGGAGAGGGGAGUGAGCUCGACGGAAGGGUGAGAAAUGGUUCGGAAGAUGGUUUCUCAACAACCUCUAAAAUCCAGAGAGACCGACUUCUCGGCGGUCUCUUGUCUGCUGGUUUUGAUGAAGAAUCCUGCCUAAGCAGGUAUCAAUCUGUAUUAUAUCGAAAAGAUACAGGGCGUCUACCUUCCGCUUAUCUCGUGGAAAAGCUGAGAGAGCAUGAGGCUCUACAGAGAAAAUGCGGGCCAAAUACAGUGUACUAUAAGAAAGCUCUAAAACAGUUGAAGUCUGGCCAAGGCAUCGAGACCGCUGAUUGCAACUACCUUGUUUGGAUAUCAUAUAAUGGAUUAGGGAACAGAAUCCUUACCGGCGCUUCGGCAUUUCUUUAUGCCCUCCUCACAAACCGGGUCUUGCUUAUCGACAGAGGUGCCGACAUGGCCAACCUUUUCUGCGAACCGUUUCCUGGGACCUCGUGGUUAUUACCUUUGGAUUUCCCUGUGGACCAGUUCCGAGGCUUCAAUAUUAGCACCCCUACAAGUUAUGGAAACAUGGUGAAAAAUAAGUUGCUUAACAACAAUGCUGGUCAUUCUACUGUGGAGUCACUGCCUGCUUAUAUUUACCUCCAUCUAGAUCAUGAUUAUGGUGACUAUGACAAGCUCUUUUUCUGUGAGGAUGAUCAGAAAGUCCUCGAGAAGAUUCCGUGGCUGAUACUACAUUCAGAUAACUACUUCGUGCCGGCCCUCUUUCUGAUCCCAAGCUAUGAAGAUGAAUUACAUAGACUUUUCCCUGAGAAGGAUACUGUUUUCCAUCAUUUGGGCCGUUAUCUUUAUCACCCAACCAAUCGGAUUUGGGGCUUAAUUACCAGGUACUAUCAAUCUUAUCUCGCCAAGGCUGAUGAAAGACUGGGCAUCCAGAUUAGAGUUUUUGAUAGUGGAACCGACCAGCAUGUUUUCGAUCAGAUCCUUACCUGUUCUUUCAACAAAAAGCUACUUCCUUUUAUCAGCCCGCAAGAAAAUAUUGCUCCAAUCACAAAUGUAAGGUCUAAAGCUGUCCUUAUGACUUCUUUGAGCUCUGGAUACUACGAAAAGCUGAGAAACAUGUAUUGGGAGCACCCAACUGCAAAUGGUGAGAUCAUUAGCGUCUAUCAGCCGAGCUCUGAGGCGUAUCAGCAAACAGAGAAGCAAACGCACAAUAUGAAAGCAUGGGCAGAGAUGUAUCUACUGAGCUUGACCGAUGAGUUGGUCACGAGCGCGUGGUCUACAUUCGGGUACGUAGCUCAAGGUCUAGGUGGCCUAAAGCCAUGGAUUAUGUUCAAACCUGCAAACAAGACCAUGCCCGACCCACCAUGCCAGCAGGUUAUUUCAAUGGAGCCUUGUUUCCAUGCCCCGCCUUUUUACGAUUGCAAGGCUAAGAGAGGGGCAGAUACUGGCGCGCUGGUUCCGCAUGUGAAGCAUUGUGAAGAUGUCAGCUGGGGGCUUAAGCUUGUUGACCAGAAAGAGUGAUAGAUGCAGUAAAUCAGUUCCUUGAGUUCAUAAAGAAUUAAGAUAUCUCUUCCUUGUAUACUUAGUAGUAUAUUAUACGCCUUUGUAUAAUGUUGAAAUCCAAAUGGCUGGAUGAAAGGCAUGUUUGGUUAUGUUAUAAGGUACGAAGACGGAAUGCUAUGGAUGAUGUAGUACCAACUUCGCUCAGAUAAGAUGCUGAUUUUAUCAAUUCCCCGAA